This is a messenger RNA of Epinephelus fuscoguttatus (brown-marbled grouper), 3098 nucleotides long. RefSeq names its product DNA ligase 1. The record is from RefSeq and is a predicted model, not a curated record. The transcript is spliced from 6 exons. The coding region runs from base 147 to 1439 and encodes 430 amino acids. Lineage: Eukaryota; Metazoa; Chordata; Actinopteri; Perciformes; Serranidae.
CUCCCACUCACAUACAGAGUCUCACAGCCUCUCUCACACACACACAGCUACGCGGCUCGGCUCCACCUCGCUCGGCGGGUGUGUGAAGAAGAUCCAGCCCGUUAUUUCAAGGUUAUCUCCUGCAGGAACCUCACUUUUCGGAUCCUAUGGGAAUUCUGAUAACCGCAGUUUUGCUCUGGGCUGCCGUCGGAGUGGGAAGCCGGCCAGUAACCUCACCCCUAAAUGAUGCAAAGGUUGAAUGUAUUAUUCAGGAGACGCUGAAUGAAGAUGGGUCUCCUCAUGAAUGUGGCCCUCAGCUAGCAGAGGAACUUGAUGAAGUCCAAAGACAUCAGGGUUUACUCAGGGAGCUGCAGAGGCUGGCUGGUGAUGAGAGAGACAUGGAGCAAGACGACGAGAAGGAGCAAUAUGAGUACAACCUGGCUGAUGAUGAGAGCGACUUUGAACAGGGGGAUGAGGAGACGAAGGAGGAGAGAGACGUGACCAGCGUUCCAAAAGAGACAGAGGAAAAGAAACAAGAGAAGACAGAGGAAGACGACACCAAGAAGAUAAUGGAGGAGCCACGGAUCGAAGACAGAGGGAGGGACAAUGAAGAGGAGCGAGCCAAAGAGCUUGAGGAGCUGUUAGCUGAAGAGAUCACCAAGAAAGGGAAGGAGGAGAAGAAUGAUGAGGAGCUCAAAGAACUGCUAAAGGAGCUGAAGAAGAAACGGUACGAGGCAGUGAAGGAGAGGGAGGUCCAGAAAGGCUCUGGAACAGAGCAGAAGAAAGAGGUGGAGGAGAAGAAGACAAAGGAGUACAAAGAGAAGAAGGGAGACACAGUGGAGGAUUUGGAGAAGCAGAGGAUCGAGGAGAGGAGGAAGAAUGAAGUGGAGCUGAUGGUGGAGAAGGAGAAGGUGGAGAAGGAGCUAAAGGAGCUGCUCAAAGAGCAGGACAGCAAGAGCAAGGCGGAGCAGGAGAGAAAGAGGAAGGAGAAGCAGGAGGAGCUGGACGAACUCGUCAGGAAGAUGAAACGGGUGCAGGAGGAGGAGGAACAGGAGACGCAAGGCAAGACGAAAGAGGACAGUGUGGAUGAGAAGAAAGCAGAGGAGAAGCGUGAGAAGAAGGAGGGGGAUGACAACAAGGAGCCAGAUGAGAAAACAGAGAAUGAAGUCAAGAAGAAGGAGGAGGUGACAGACAUGAAGGAGCCGCAGCAGAAGAGAGUGAUGGAGAAAGCCAGCGAUGAGGCCACGCAGCAGUUUGAGAGGGAGAGGUACAAGGAUGCGGAGGAGGAGGAUGAGGACGAGGAAGAUGAGGAUGAGUACGUUAGAGAGGAUGAGGAGGGGCAGGAGGAGGAAGACGAUGAGGAGGGUGACGCAGAAGAAGAUGAAGGGGAGGAGCUGCUGGAGAUUGAAGCAGAGCUGCGCAAAGUGGCUGCAGAGCUGAGGGAGCUUCGCAGAGGAUAAGACACACAGACAUGGACACACACACACACGCACACACACACACACGCACAGCGGACUGACAAAACCCUUUGUUGCAUUCACAGUCACACAUUCAGCUCACACAUUUUCCAUUUUACAGCCUUCAAGUCCCCACAGCACUCUGAGAAUUGUCUUCAGAUGUGAAUCUGUAAAUGGACAUUAGUAGAAACUGCACAUACGGUUGUUUCGUUUCUGCUUUUAGAUUGCCUGGAAAAGGCUGUCACCGUUUCCUUGAUGCGUCUGAGUGUUGAGGAGAGAAAAACAAGACACACUUUUCUAGAGAAUCUGAAAGAUCUUUGUGUCUAUCUCCACUUGUCUCAGUACCUGUAAAUGCUGUUUGUGAGGUAGACGGUUGAUUUCACUCCAGUUGUGAACAGCCAUGGAUGCAAAGCAUUCAGCACUUUGUAUUCAAAUUUUAUUUUUGACUGCAGAUUGCCGACCACACAAACACCAUCAUCUUUGAAAUCUGAGUCAUGAGUACUGGCAAGCAGCACUUUUGUUUUUUUCUCUGAAGGGUAUCAUCCUCGAUGGUGUGUUCUCGAUGGGAAAAAAACAGAUUCCCUAUCAUGAGUAAUAUGUGUAUUUCAAUAUAUAUCUAUUUUGUGCAAUAACUGAUAACUAUGUGUAAGCUGUUCCUGCUGUUCUGACUGUUAACGAUACGUAUUACUGAUAUUUCUACACAGGAGUAAGUCAUUAUUUCCUCUUCGUUUCUUCGAUGAUAAAGUAGAAACAAGGAUUGUGUUUCAUUUGGCUCUCGCACUGUUAAAACCAGACUGUUUGUGACGAACCAGGGUGACACGAACAAAACACAGAGGAAGUAGAUCAGCGUUAAAGUUCUGCACGGGGACACGUGUGUCGGAUGUUAGGUUUGUCUUGAGCGUGGUUAGUGUUUGGCCACAGGAUGUUAUGUACUUAGAGCUUAAAAGGUCUAAAAGUGUCACUUCAGGUUCUCAGCCAGCUUUGCACUCUUAUCUUAACAAGCCAAGGAGGAGUCGAGGGAAGAGGGAGUCACUAAAGCCAUUUUGAUGUCUUUUGGUAACAGCAACACUGACAAUAACAUUGAUAAAUGCUCUGUAGUGUUCACAGUUUUCAUGGCUGUCAUGUCAUUUGUGUAAAUAUCAGAUAUCACGUCUGUAAGCCAAGGUCAUAGGAAAUAUGAAGCAACAUCGCCCCCAAGAGGACAUUGGGUAGAAAUGCACAUGGUGCAGGAUUAACAGGGUAACCACUGGACGCCCACUAAACUGCAAUAACACAAUAUAGACUACAGCACAUGUGAAUGCAAUAAUUAGCCAAAUAACGAAUUAUUUCAUGUAUUUUAAUAUGUUGUCAAAGUGCAUCAUAGAGUACUCAUAUAGCAGAUAUAUAAUCUCUCUUUUUCUACACAGCCAAGAUUUACAAUACAUUAAAACACUGGCAGAGUAGCCGGUGGGUCAGCUUGUGUAAACACGUAGUGAUGACACACAGGAUCAGCUCAUUAUUGUCUGUUCCAGCGAUGAGGUGUUUGUUCACUUGAGAAUAAAUGAAAAAAAAUUAAUGUACUGUCGUUUUUUUCUUUUUCUAUAUUAGUGCAAAAAUGUUUCCACAAAAUGUAUCUUACAAACCAGCAAGAAAGACGCAGGAAAUGUCUGCGGGGGAGGGCGU